Gadus macrocephalus (Pacific cod) is the source of this 3805-nucleotide messenger RNA. RefSeq names its product Na(+)/H(+) exchange regulatory cofactor NHE-RF2. Gene Ontology annotation, cellular component: apical plasma membrane. Gene Ontology annotation, molecular function: signaling receptor binding; protein-membrane adaptor activity. Bases 538 to 1707 code for a protein of 389 amino acids. Gene Ontology annotation, biological process: protein localization to plasma membrane. The record is from RefSeq and is a predicted model, not a curated record. The transcript has 6 exons. Lineage: Eukaryota; Metazoa; Chordata; Actinopteri; Gadiformes; Gadidae.
AGAUGGUAAUUUAAUCCAUAUUUGACAACCAGUUGUAAUGCUUCAAGGUAAUGAGGACAGGAGUGAUGGACAGAAGUGCCCAGCCGUUCUUUCUUGCCUUUUGGAACCAUGCAGGUUUUCACUGUAGUCGAGUAAUCGGUCGUUCUUUUUAACCAUGAUGAGGAGGAUGGGGUUAUGAUAACUGAAGUCUGAACCACCACGGAUCGAUUUCGAAGUCGCCAGUUUACGGUUCGCUCGUUUUUUAGCACUCGCACAAGAACGCAUGACUUGUUGCUCUGCUUUUCACGCUAGUUUUAUUGCAUGAAUUUCGAUGGAAUUUACACGCUCGGAGUUAUAGCCUAUUCGGGGGUUGCGAAUGAUUAAUGUUUAACAACAGCGUAGUUCGUUAUGAUAAAAAAGCGUAGGCUUGUGACAUGGUGGGGGGUUCGAUCUGCUAGAGUUUGACUUGCGUGUGGGGUUCCACAUUAUAAACUUAUCGGCGUCUUGAUAAACUUUGAACGAGCGCGAGUGCGAGGGAGCUUUGAGACAGCGGGGGAAAUGGCUGAGGAUGAGAAACCACGGCUCUGCUGUAUGACGAAGGGGGAGAACGGGUAUGGAUUUCACUUGCACGGCGAAAAGGGAAAGAGCGGGCAAUACAUUCGGAAAGUGGAGGCCGGGACAGCGGCAGAAGUGUCGGGACUGCGCGCUGGGGAUCGCGUCAUUCAGGUGAACGGAGAGAAUGUGGAGAAAGAGACGCACCACAAAGUGGUCCAGAGGAUCAAGGCGCUGGAAGGGGAGACCAGGCUGCUGGUGGUGGACCGCAGGACAGACGAGCUCCUGCGCAGCCUCCGCCUCACGGCUACCGAGGAGAUGGCUGUGAGGGUGCCCGCCCUCGCCCCCGCCCACGCCCCCGCCCCCGCCUCCACAUCCUCGUCUCCCCCGGGGUCGCCCCUGGGGUCGCCCCGCAGCCCAGGGGGGAAGAAGAGGGAGAAUGGCUCCGUGCCAAAGCAGGGGCAGGGGGGCCCCGGGGCCCAGGGCACCAAGCCCAGGAGGUCGGCCUCGAGGGCCGCCAAGAAGGAGGCAGCAACCCUGCUGGAGCCUGAGACGCAGCCCCCUCUGGACCCUUCGGAGCUGGUCCCGCGGAUGUGCGUGCUGGCGCGCUCUGAGGCGGGCUACGGCUUCAACCUGCACAGCGAGAGGGCCCGGCCCGGCCAGUACAUCCGCUCCCUGGACGCAGGCUCCCCGGCCGAGCACGCUGGCCUCCGCCCGCAAGACAGGCUCAUUGAAGUGAACGGGGUUAACAUCGAGGGCAUGCGGCAUGCAGAGGUGGUGGCCUUCAUUAAGAACGGUGGCGAAGGGACCAGGCUGCUGGUGGUGGACCCUGACACGGAUGAACACUUCAAGAGGACGGGGGUUGUCCCCACAGUCAACCACCUCAGAGACUAUGAUGGCCCCUCCAUCUCCAACGGGUCCCGGAGCCCCCAUCUGAAUGGGAAGUUCACCACACACUCCAUCCGGUCCACCCAGUCCAACCAGAGCAGUCAGGCAGACAGCACGCAGAUGGCGGAUGACGAAGGAAGCCGCCUGCUGGACGCCUUUGCAGAGAUCGGACUGAGCUUGAGCCCCACGGCCGCCGAGGAGAAGGAGAAGGCCCGCGCCAACCGGUCCAAGAAACGAGCCCCACAGAUGGACUGGACCAUGAAAUACAAGCUCUUCAGCAACUUCUGAGGGACUGAGCCAUGAACGCCAGCGCUUCAGCAACAUCUAAGGGACUGGACCAUAAAAUGCCAGCCCAUCAAGAACUACUGAGGGCCUGGACCUGGACAUGCCAGCUCUUCAGCCAUUUCUGAGGGAUUGGACCAUGAACUGCCAGCUCCUAAGCAACUUCUGAAGGACUGGACCACGACGUACCCGCUCUUCACAAGUUUCUCAACAGCUUUUCAGCAAUUUGUGAUCAAAUAUCAGCUCUUCAACUUUUGUUUCUGAUGGUCUUAAAAUAGCAUAGCUAAGAAUAAAUAUGAAUCUCAGAAUGUUCUCCAAAAUGGAAAAUGACAAUGUGUACGGACACACACGCACACACACACACACACAUAAGCAAGUGUGUGAGGGUGAUUUCCGAUGAAGGAUUGUACUUUCUAUUUUACUCUUCACUUUCUUGAAUGAUUUUAAAUACCUUUGACUUGGUCAAGUGUUUUUUGGAGCUUGUUUACAACAGACUCAAGAAAGUUUUUUUUCAGCUUCCUCUCCUAGGAUACUCUUCGUCCUCCCAUCGAAGACUACUUCCCCGCUGACUGAUGCGAGGAUAUUUUUAUAUUCAAGACAUAUGUAGUCUGAGAGAAACAUUAGAUGAGUGUGGUCUGAUGAGAAUUUUCUGCAUUCUAGUAGUUUAAGCCAUGUUUGAACCAGCAUUUCGGAACUAAGAGGCUAUAGACUAAUGGGACCUCCAACAAUUUGAUGAUGUCAAAGUUUAAAUGAGAUGUUUCUCACAUAAAUUAUUAAGAAAUCACUAUUAUAAGUUACUUACUAUAUAAGUCAUAGACAAAUCAUAUAAAAUAUAACUCACCUAUAAUAAUUAGUUCCAAUGCUCAAAAGAUAUGUUGUUCAAUUUAACUCUACAAUAUCAAUGGGAUAUGCCACUAUUGUUUAAUAUAUUGACUGGGAGAAUAACUGGAAACAAUAGACUGGAAUAGGGGAGGAGUAGGUUUAUUUAUUUUCCUGGAAAGAAAAAAGAUUGUCGUCAAGAAUAGUCGGUUGCUUGUAAAGGCAUUGUUUGAACAGCAGAGGGUAGUAUUGCAUCUCAAUAGUUGUAUUUUUUUCUGUUCACCAGCAAAAUAAUCUGGAACAAAUCUUUGCUAUGUAAUGUAAGAAGGAAUGGAAUGAAAAUGAGAAGUCACAAUAUGAAGAGCGGACUAUUUGGUUAGUAUUUCCUAUUGGCUUGAAGAGGAGAGAUAAAAUACAGAGAGGGAGAGGAACACCAAUUAGUCAGUUAAUAAUGUAUUACAGCUUUUUUCAGGAUCAGAACAUAAAGAAUAGGCUCAUUUUCAUUUGGGUAAUUAUGAGUCGGUUGUCAGCAACAAGAAGUUAUUUUUGAGAUUUGUGUUUCGAGAGUGAAAAAAUAACAACGAUGAGCUGCAACACAAGUCCAUCUACAGUCUGAAAGCAAGACCCUGAAUUUCAUUUGAAUUGGGUUUAGUUUGAAAACAUCUUUGGUUUCCUUUUAUAGAGGUCAACAACUUAAAGAACAUUAAAACCGGACAACGUGAUUCAUUUGUUGAAUCUUCUCUAGAACCUUCUUGUGUGCUGACGUUCUGAUGAAUGGUUCUGAUUCAUGCUUGGAGAUCCCAGUCAGGAAGGACGGGUCAAGUACGGGUUGGGGAAAGGGUCAUGGCAAACACACACAGACACACAUGGGAGCAGAUCAAAGAUUACUGCGGGGAGAAGAAGGUCCCAGUAGGCUUAUAGUCAAUUAUAAACAACACCAAAACAGCUGUCAUAGAUACACACAAUACACUCACAGACACAAGAACACACACAAUGAACUCAAACUCUUAUAUCCUAACAGGGUAAUAUAGAGACAAGGGAAUCCGUUGUGUGUCAUGUUAAGAUGUAUCCAAGCACAAUAUAUGCUCAGAUAAACCGACAUAUUUGUAUUCAGUAAUAGCAUAUUUACAAGAAUGUUUGAUUUGUCUAUUGGUUAUUUGUUGAUGAUGAGGAUAAUAGGAUAUCUUUAUCUGACAUUAUUUUGAUCAUCUGUAUAAGUAUACAUAGCCCAUGGUGGGUUGAUUCCUUUUUUCAAUAAAGUCCAUCUUUGUUUUUGAAUGUUCAA